Molecule: messenger RNA, 1287 nt
Organism: Cicer arietinum (chickpea)
Lineage: Eukaryota; Viridiplantae; Streptophyta; Magnoliopsida; Fabales; Fabaceae
Biological process (GO): negative regulation of transcription by RNA polymerase III
Cellular component (GO): nucleus
Molecular function (GO): RNA polymerase III core binding
Source: RefSeq, a predicted model, not a curated record
GAACAUUCGGUUACAUCCUCUCCCAUCCCAUCCACGUAUAUUGAUCUUAUCUAAAAAAUCAAAAUACGGAAUAUCCAUUUUCACCGCUUCGAAACCCCUUUUAUUUCUUCUCAAAUUUCAAACCCUAACUUCGCAAAUCUCCUGUGAUCUUUCGUAAACGUCAACAAUUCAACCAAUUUUCGUCUUCUUUCUCUCCGUGAGAUUCGCUUGGCAAAGACUGUAAUCUAGGGUUCUAGCUUCGAUUAUUGUUCUCAAAAUUGGAAUUAUUGGAACAUAGUUCAUCAUGAAGUUCCUAGAAUGUGCUCCUCUGGACAGGCUUAACGAUUUCUUGAGUAAUUUGAAUCUUGGAGAACGUACUAUCAAAGGGUGCCUUGAAGCUUAUAGUUGUAAACAUUCUGGAGCGGAUAAAAAACUCUCUAUCAGUUUGGGUAAUGAGAUUCUUGAUUAUCUUGGAAAGUCAUCAGACAACGACUCUCCCUCACCGGAUGAAUCCUUAUUAAUCAGAACCAGCCGGAAGACAUUGGUUUACUUGGUUCUUGCUCUCUAUCACAUGUAUCCAGAUUAUGACUUCAGUGCAGUUAAAGCUCACCAGUUUUUCACAGAGGAAUCAUGGGACAGUUUUAAGCAAAUUUUUGAUGCUUGCAUGUUUGAAGCCUCAAAGGAAUGGGUUGAAACCUUUGGGGGUGAUUCUUUGCUUGAUGCCUUGUUUAAGGCCCUUGAUGAGGUGGUAACGUUAGCUGAUUGUGAAAUUUAUGGUUACUUACCUGAUUCUGAGGCAGACCCGUUACCAGAGAGAGGAGCCAUUUGGUCCUUUAAUUUCUUGUUUUACAAUAGAAAGCUUAAGCGGAUUGUGACUUUUCGUUUAAGCUGUUUUAGUAACUUGAUUGGUGAUGGAUUUUCGUUUGACGAGAUGCUCGAUGAGUACGAUGAAGAAAUAUUUGCUGACAUGGAUAUAUGAGUCAACACAAUGUCUAUUAUGUUAGCAUAUCCAAACUAUCAUCCUCCUAUGUGCAGUUUCUGUAAUAUAAGAUCGUUUCACAUGUGCAGUUCUGUGAUAUUAAAGAUAGUUUCUGUGGUGUCCAAGUCAUAGAGGUAUGUGUAAGUUGCAACUUGCAACCCUUCCUGUAUCCAUGUUGUAGAUUUAGCAUAGUAUAAUAUCUUUCUGGAGUGUCCAUUGUAGAUUUGGAAUAUGUACCUAUCGGUGUGCGUAUAAUAAAAAACAAAAACAAAAACGUACUUAUUUGAUAUUGGAGCAAGGAUUAUUGAGUAUCAAAUAUUCAAAUUACA